CCCCUACAAAAUCUUAUUGGCCAAGUUGACUUUAAAUAAAACAUGGGCUACACUGGCUCAUUAAUUCUCUUCAUACAAAAAAAAAGAAAACCAUGAGCAAUGAAGCAUUACUACCACCACCUCCACCACCGACGUACAUCUUUCAUGAACAUAAAGCAGAAGUAAAUCAUAUUCACCUAUUUGACUCUGAUAAUUAUGCUGCCUCUUGUGAUUUCGAUGGUUGGAUUGCCAUUUGGAAAAUGAGGAUUAGACGACCUGUAUUAAAGUGGAAAGCACAUGAACAAAAUUGUUUAAAAGUGACGACAACGAGUGAUUCAAAGACAUUGAUAAGUCAGGGCAGAGAUGGUAGAAUACAUUUUUGGAAAUUAAAUUUAUUGCAGCAGGAUCAAGCAACGGUAGAAAAAGUGAAUACAAUAAUUUACAAUGAUUUAUGCUUUUGUAAAAUGUCUGUUUAUUCUGAUGAAGAAUCAACGCUUGUAUGCUUUCCUUCCGUUCAGGAUCAUGCCUAUUUUGAUGUGUUUGAUGUAACAAGACAAAAAAGGAUUAUCCAAAAUGUGGGAGAAAAAGAAGACCUUAAUUUGGGCGGAUGCAUGGUAGUUGAGUUGUACAAACAGUUGGAUAAUCUAUUUGUAUUGGCUGGAUAUGAAAAUGGAAGUACUGGGUUAUGGGAUAUCCAUAGAAGCGAAUUGGUUUGGCAUAACAAAGACAGACAAGAACCAGUUCUGGGAUUGUCGAUAGAUUUGACAAAAUCUUAUUUUAUCUCUUCAUCUGCAGAUAACCAUAUAUGUAAAUAUUCUAUAACGACAGGUGAUGUUAUCAAAAAGAUAACGAUAAAAAAGUCUGGUGUCCCAGUUGUACGUAUUCGACCGGACAAUAAGAUAUUUGCUACUGGAGGUUACGACGGAAGAAUAAGAGUCUUUUCAGCUAGAUCAAUGAAGCCUCUGGCUGUACUGUGUUACCAUAGAGACUCUGUUUACAGUAUUGAUUUUGGUACCCAUGGCAAUUGGCUGAUGGCUGCCAGUAAAGACAGGCGUAUCAGUUUAUGGAAUCUAUUUUAAGUCAUAUGCUGCCUGAUUUAUUUAUAUGUGCAGUGAAGACAAAAGAUAAACUCUGUUCCACCCGAGAACUGGUUUAAACUCAGAAUACCUAUCUUUCCUUCAUUAUCAGUCCAAACCAAAGCUUAUUUUAUCUAAAGAUAACGUAUAUAUAAAUAAUGCGCAUUUCC
This is a messenger RNA of Rhizopus microsporus ATCC 52813, 1225 nucleotides long. RefSeq names its product WD40 repeat-like protein. Lineage: Eukaryota; Fungi; Mucoromycota; Mucoromycetes; Mucorales; Rhizopodaceae. The record is from RefSeq and is a predicted model, not a curated record. Gene Ontology annotation, molecular function: protein binding. Bases 93 to 1058 code for a protein of 321 amino acids. The transcript has 7 exons.